Paramuricea clavata is the source of this 25070-nucleotide messenger RNA. The record is from the annotation of a GenBank genome assembly. Lineage: Eukaryota; Metazoa; Cnidaria; Anthozoa; Malacalcyonacea; Plexauridae.
CUGGGACUAGGAAUAAACCCUGAUAUGUAUUGAGGGACUCCCCUAUCACCUCAAAUUGCUAUAAAAAUCUGCUUGGCUUUUGCAUUUCUUCAGAAGCGCUUGGCAGGGCAAUACAGGGUACAAGGUAAAAAAGGUAGUCUGUAUCGCUCCAAAUUGCAAGAAAAACAAUUCUGGGUGAAAUAGGUUCCACUUUGGUGGGCGAAUCAUCUAAAAUAAUGUAAACUGUACGACUACAACAAGAACCAUUUCUAUAAAGAAGGAUUUCAAAACAACGACGUCAUCGCAUCGAAAUUUAUUUGGAGCAGGUUUCGUUUUCCUCGUUCUAUUCGAAUCUUAUCUUUAUCAAGGCUAUUGGUGUAGUACUCACUAACCAGCAAAAAUGGGAGUUGGAUCUGGAUCUCCAGCCCCUCUAAAGAAGGUGCAAAGAGUUCAGUUUGGGAUAUUCAGUCCUGAUGAACUUGUGAGUAUUGAUAAAUUGAUUACAAGAAACAUGCUUCUGUGAUCUGUGCAUAAUUGCAUAAAUUAUCUUAUACAUGUGACUGAAAUUUCUAUGCAAAGUGCAAAUAAGGCAUUAGUCUUUGCAUACAAUGAAUGCAAUGCAUGUAACAAGGCAUUUUCCCCAAGCGUAUAACCCUUAAUUAAAAGUGCUUACGUCACGCAAUAUUCAAUCCAUCAAAACGUUAAUAGAUAUAUGCAAUGCAAUGUGGGUCAAAUAUUCCAGACUGCAGAGUCCGGCAAGUGCACACCCGAGAUUUUUUUGGCCAAUGGUAUUGCACACUUACCACAUAUUUCAAAUGUUUUCCAGUUUUGUCAGGCAUUAAAAUAAGGACUUCUAAGACAAGUGUAAUAUAACAACCACCUGAAAAUCGGGAAUGCUGAUUCAUGGGCACAAAAGAAAAUUCUAUCUAUAGCAGAGUUUUGCGAUCAUCAGGUUGUCAUGACUGAACAAAACCGUAUAGCAUGUAAGCAUGGGCACACGAGAACUUUAAAUUGGUCUGAUCAAAUAUUUAUUGUCUGACAGUGAUGUGACGUAAGUGCUUUUAAGGUCAAUUGGCAGGUUGCAGUCAAUCUCAAUUUAUAAGACAAAGACAUGGUGGCCAUGUUGGAGGAAAACACACUCUGAAUACAAUAGCAGCCAACAAGAUCUUCCAACAUGGCUGCCAUGACUUCAAGUAUACUGUACGUAUGUGACAUAUGUGUUGCAUAUGCAAGAUAUGAACCUAUCCAGGGGUGUACAUUUAACAAAUUCCUUGGAGGGGGUGGUUGUGUGUUUUUGAGACGAUUUGGGACCGACUUUUUUGUCUCAGUAGAUGUGUAUGUGAGCCCCCCAGAUGAGCUUUGGCUUUUGGAGCAAACAUCUAAAUAAAGUUUAUAUAAUUACCCCUUAAAAUGUGUCCCAUAUACCUAUCAUAUGCAUGCGUACAUACAAAUCAUGCAUGAUGAACAUCUUGUGCUAUGUGUAACAUGUCUCAUAUACAAUUUAUAACCUGUAUAGUGUGAUAUAUGUAUACUGGUAACCCAUAUCUGAUUGUGCGCAUCAUGGCUCGAAAAAAUGACCAGCAGGUCGGUGAUCAAUUUGACUGCAUGGUCAAUUUCAAAGUGGCUGGUCAUUUUUAAAAUGAGUAGUAAACAGCAAAUACUCAAAAUGAUCCGUAUUACAGUGCGUCUACUGUAAGUGGGGCCACUAACGCCACUUAGAGAACACUAACCAAUCAUAUUGCAGAACAAAAAUAGAAAUCUAAUCAAACUAAAGCUCGUCCAAUCAAAAGAAAGCAUGGAGUUCGCUUCAGGAAGCCAGUAACUGCAGUGUUUACUUUUCAAGUCUAUUUUUACCAUUUGGCAUUUGUUCAAAUUGUUUUUGGCCUAAUGCUGAUUGGCUGAUGUACCGUUUGUUGAUUUUUUCUAUUUUUGUUCUGUAGUGUGAUUGGUUAGUGUUCUCUAAGUGGCCCCACUUACUGUAGACGCACUGUAAUUAAUGAGCGACGUAUGAUAAGAUUCAUGUUGAAACACACAAUGUAAAACAGUCACUGUAGUUAUUGUUACUACUACAGUAACAGUGUUUUGUGGUGGGGGUUUUUUUGGGGGAAUCUAGGCUCAUUAUUAAAUUAAACAUGCAAUCUUUCUCUGACAAAAUUUCAGCAGAGAUGCAGAAGAAAAAAUUUACAAUUCUAGUGGCAAGCAUGCAAAUGUGACUGGUCAAACAAAAAAGUGACCAAGAAUUAGAUACAAUUUCGGUUGUUAUUGUGAGCCAUGCACAUACCAGUAUCAUACAUUAAUAUGAUGUAUAUGAAUAGCAUACCUGCUACACUGACAGUGACAAAACACUUGUUAUAAUGCGCUUUGCACCUAUAUUUAAAUAAUUCAGGUUGACUAUCCUGCAUGCAUAUGUUGGAAACUUAAAUUCACCCUUGCAAUGUGUCCACUAUGUAGGAUUCUGUAAGUAUGAAAUGCUGUGCUGAGUGGUUAUAUUACUACCUUAAAAAAUAAGCAGAAACUCAACAUUUCGAGCAAAGGCCCUUCGUCAAGAGUUAGUUAACUUCGUCUCUAACUCUUGACGAAGGGCCUUCGCUCGAAACGUCAAGUUUCUGCUUAUUUUUUAAGGUACAGUCGAACCUGUAUUAAGCGGCACCGUAUUAAGCGGUCACCCUUUGUUAAGCGGUCAUGUGGCAAAGUCCCGAAAAUUUCAUAAUAUAAAUACUAGUUAAGUGACCUUUAUUGAACGGUCACCUCUAUUAAGCGGACGCGGUCACCCUUUCCACGGUCCCAAACUUAAUUUUUCAUUGUUUUGAAACUGUAUUAAACGGUCAGUGGAAAGUAACUACAGCAAACAUGAAACAUAAUACAAUAUAUUAUUAUAAUUAAAUCUUUAUUCGGCAAAAUGUCAAAGUUUUAAGUUGUGUUUAUCUCAUUACUCGAACUGCUGUGAUCACUAAAAGUGUCAACAGUCUUUUCAGUCUGUGUGGACGUGUUAUUCAAGCAAUUUAAAUAUUUCUUGUGUCAACUUUCCCUUCAGCCACUGACACGAAAAUGUAUCUCCAUGAAAGUGAUACUCACACGGAAUUUCUAAGCAAUAACCACCACCUCUGUUGACACGCUUUCCUUUGACGAUUAUUUUACCAGAAUUUGUCUGCCGUUUUAAAAACUUUGUCAGCCAUAGUGCCAUAAGUUUCGGGCAUCGAGUUUUGGUUCCCAGUCGUCCAUGUAUACGCAUGAUACCCCCGAAUAAAUGAACUAACUCGAAGUGUUGCUCUAUUCCUUUCAGUGUAAUUUACUUUAGUCUCAGAUUCUGCAGCAUGCAUGUUUAUACUUUAUAACCAGAAUGUCGGUAGUGUUUUUGUAAAAAUGAAUCAGCUGGUAGAUUGCCCAAAUCGCGUGUCAAAUUUCACGACACUCCCUUAUUUCAUGUUUGGCCAGACGCUGUCUGGUUUGAAAAAAUGCUUUUCUGACGAUGUCAUAUUAAAACAGUGCGAGAAGCGAUGGAAUCCAGUGAUGAAUUGCAAAAAAUUGCUCAUUGCUCGUUAUGUCAAGGGUGAAUGACUUGUUGAGUCAAAUUAAACUGAGCAGUCUGCAACAACAAACAAAAAUUCAUGACUAUUUUUCAGCGGUUUAAGCUCUGACAUUUUUAUUUUACAGUAGUACAUGUAGUCUCAACUCAGAAACAAUUCAGAAACAAUUUGCAGUUUUAUAUACUUUUUAAUUGGUUACUUGGUAUGUGUAUUGAAAUAUAUUACUGUUUAGUUCAAAUUUAGUUAUAUUAAAUGUUAUAUUUAAGCCGUGUGGUGAUUUUCUACAAGACCUGUAUUAAGCGGUCAACCUGUAUUAAGCGGUCACUUGCGAAAUCCCCGAGGGUGACCGCUUAAUACAGGUUCGACUGUAGUAAUAUAACCACUCAGCACAGCAUUUCUACAUUGGUACUACCUACACUGGUACAGACAGUUUUAGUAAGUAUGAAAUGACAUUUACAGUUUAAUUUCUUCCUAGAAACAAAUGUCAGUGACCGAGGGAGGAGUAAAAUACUCGGAAACAAUGGAAGGCGGAAGACCAAAAUUGAAUGGCUUGAUGGACCCUCGUCAGGGAUGUAGUGAUCGUUUUUCACGAUGUCAGACAUGUGCUGGAAAUAUGACUGAAUGUCCUGGUCACUUUGGGCAUAUUGAGUUAUCAAAACCUGUUUUCCAUGUUGCUUUGUUACCUAAAAUUAUUAAAGUUUUACGAUGUGUGUGUUUCUACUGUUCUAAGUUACUUGUUGAUCCGGUAUGUGUUUAUUAGUGUUUUUCAAUAUUUCCAAAAAAUUAAAUUUUUAAUCUACUAUAUUAAAUUGUGUGUAAUCAUGAAACAUUUUGAAGAUUCUAAGGAUUGUAAUAAUUUUAUGUUGACUUUCACUUUAGCAUUCUUACAGAAUAGUUCCUUUUAUUAGGAAACAUUUCAAUGUUUCCUUUCAGUGAUAUUUACUCAACAUGUUUAUUUUGUCCAAUUUGAAAUGUACAUGUAGGACCAUCCAAAGAUCAAGGAAAUCAUGUCAAAGACGCAUGGUCAUGCAAGAAAAAGAAUAGUUCAUGUUUAUGAACUUUGCAAAGGAAAGAAGCAGUGUGAAGGUGGUGAUGAGAUAGAUGAAAAACUUGAUGGGGCUGGAGGAGAUGGUGAAGUGAAGAAGGUAAUGACUGCUUAAAAGAUGGUGUUUUUAUUAAAUUAAGGUUGUUUUUAAGUGGUUUAUUAUUAUUUAUUAAUUAACCAAUUGAGUACAUGGCAGCACUCUCUCCUUGAUGAGUAAAAUUGUCUGGCAAUAGACAGAGUAAAAUAAUAAAGUAUAUGGCUCAUCAGGGUGCAUUGCCACUUCAUGGCUAUAGGACCGAUUAAUAUAAAAACAUGUUCCAACUAUUAGUUUUAUCAUGAUAAACAUGAAACAACUAAAAACAUUGUCAGUGGUUCCUGCUGUACAUGCAUUAAUUAUGAUCAUGACGAUCAUUUUGAUUGCCAUUUAGAAUGCUAAUAAUUUCAUUGUGAUCAAAAAUAGCCAAUUACACUCUAAAUUUCAAGGAGUUGAAACAAUUCCAGUUUAGUAAAUGUUUCAAACACUAAAUUUCUUUGUUAAAUUACCAAGAAUGCAAGAUUUGGUAACCCAUAGGUUAUGCUAUCUUUACUCAAGUUCUUGAAUUUGAAUCCAAGAUUAGAAUGACUCAGACAAUAGCAUUACUAAUCUGUUACAAAUGCAAAUGAAGUUUUUGGGAAAUCAAAGUGAAGCGACCAGCAAAUUAGACUUUUUCAAAGUCAGUGUUGCGGUAUCAGUUGAUCAGAAUUCCUAUUCAACUCUGUAAUAUUGUUGAGAUAUAUUGAUCAAAUGAAUUUAUAUUCAAAUUUGGUGCUAUGCAAUCGAGUGUCACAUAUCAUAGUUAAUCCAAUACCAGUAUAUGGUUUGGAGAUCUCGUUAUCGACGUUGAAUGGUCUUGUUUUAUGUAAACAUUUUGGUCUUGUUCAUCACUUGGGUAUUGUUAUUUUCAUCCAAUCAACUAAUAGCAGUCUUCAAACUAACGGAUUCUUCAAGUCAUGAAUGGAUAACUAGCCCAAAAUGUUUCGGUUGGUUAAUUGAAUACAAUACUGUACACAUGACGAGCAAGGACCAAAUUUUUGCAUAACCCUAGACAAAUUCACAGGUACGUUAUAUUGUACUUACAUCCAGUCUCCAAAAAUUCUAAUAACUAUGGUCACAUAUUGAUUGUUUCCUGCAUUUUGUUUGUAGGGUCAUGGUGGUUGCGGUCGUUAUCAGCCACAAAUCAGGAGGCAAGGUCUGGAACUGACUGCUGAAUGGAAACAUGUGAAUGAAGAUUCCCAAGAAAAGAAAAUUAUCUUGACUGCAGAAAGAGUUCAUGAGAUUUUCAAAAGAAUUUCUGACGAAGAAUGCACAAUAAUUGGUAUGGAUCCUCAGUAUUGUCGUCCAGACUGGAUGAUUUUAACUGUGCUACCUGUACCUCCCUUACCUGUACGACCCUCUAUUGUCAUGCAUGGUGGAAGUGCUAGAAGUCAGGUAUGGAAUUGUUUUUAUCAUUGGAAAUCCCAAGAUUAAUAUUCACCCCUAACGUUUUUUGAAAUGAGUAUAAAAUUAUGUAGUACCUAUUAUCAGCAAUUAACACCAGAAUAUGAAUGUUUGGACAUGGGGUCCGUAGGUGCAGUUUGUAGUUGAAGGUUCCAAUGCCUUGCUGGCAAGUAGCAAACAAUUCUGCAGAGAAUGUACUGUAUACUAAUAAUACUGUUUUCGAUCUGGACAAGUGUAACUUGCAAAUAAAGUUCAACCUUAAAGUUAAAGUGGAAGUCAAGUCCGUUCUACGCAUUGGUUCUGCUCAUAACAAUGUGAGGACCCUCUCAUGUAAACAUUGCCCAAAUUUCGAAUGUUUCGAAUUUUUCUGAACAUAAACUCUAUUUCAUAUUCAUUUAGAAGCAUAGCGAACCAAAAUGGUGUUAGAUAUUCAGACAGUACAUUAUAUUUUAAAAAAUACAGCAGUUCAAAAUGUAAACGAACCGUUUGUUUACGUUACAGACUUGACUUCCACUUUAACUUCACAUAAAGUAGCCUUGUUAAGGUUAGCAUCAAUGGUAUAUCAGUUUGUGUAUAAUUUGUGAGCGAGGCCUAAAACAACAAAGCUCUAGGAAUAAAUCAUUUUAACAAUGACAUUCACUGCAUUUCAACUAACAACAAGACCUACAUUGUAUCUUUGGAAUAUGUAUAAGAAAUUGAGAAACUUUGUUAAAUCGGCCAAGUCCAAAUACUGCUGCGAGUUAAUUGAACAAGUAAAGGUGACUCCAGCAGGAUUUGCAAGGAGGUUAACGAAGUUUUGUCACGCGAUAACAAGAGCUCGAGCCCGCAGUACAUUGUCGCUAAUGGAGUAAAACACUCAGACUUCAAAUCUAUUGCCACUGCCCUUAACACUUAUUUCGCCUCAAUCGGAAAAUCCUUAGCUGCAAAGUUUACAACUGUCUCACAAACGUUUACGGCAACUCCCACUCAUGUCCCGGAAACAAUGUUUGAGUACGAGAAUCCUAUGUUCUUGCACAACUCCAGACUUUAAAGACUAACAAGGCCAUCGGUUUGGACAAAAUAAGCGCAAGACUCUUAAAAUGUGCGUCUUGUUCAAUCAGCAAGUCUGUCACGAAAUUACUUAAUCUUUCCAUCAAGAGCAACCAUUUCCCAAAGAUUUGGAAGUGCGCUAAGGUCACGGCCCUAUUUAAAUCAGGCAAACGUUCCAAUCCUACAAACUAUCGUGAGUCCUAUUUCGGUUUUGCGGGCCUAGUACUCUAAUUAGUAAGAUCUUAGAUAGAACCGUUCACUCGCAAUUGUAUAGCCAUCUAAUUACUAACAACUUGCUCACAAGCAAGCAGUUUGGAUUUCGACAAAGGUACUCAACCAUCACUGCCCUGACCAACUUUGCGGAUGAAACUCUGAGCAACAUGGAUUGUGGAAGGCUUUGUGGAGCUGUAUUUCUAGAUUUGUGGAAGGCAUUCGAUACAGUGGACCACAGUAUCUUACUCCACGUCCACAACCUUAUAGCGAUGGGUGUGUCAUCUAGCACCGUAGGUUGGUUUGAGUCCUACCUGAGCAAUCGGAUGCAACAAACGUCUUGUGGAAGUGAAUUGUCGGACGCUCUUCCUGACACUUUUGGAGUAUCUCAAGGGAGCAUUUUGGGUCCGCUUCUCUUUCUCGUGUACAUAAACGACCUGCCUAGUAUUACCAAUAAGUGCAAUGUUUCCUUGUAUGCCGACGACACAGUUCUAUAUUGCUACGCCUCAGAUGUCAAUGAUCUUCAAAGAAAUCUUAAUGAAGAUUUACUUAAGUUAGCGAUUUGUUUAAAUGAGAAUAAACUGACACUGAAUUUAAAUAAAACUCGAUCAAUGAUUAUAGGCAGUGAUAGGAAGUUAUGUAAUAUGUCUUCGAUGUCUGUCUCUGUCAACAAUACUGAAGUCUCCAACGCCAGGAAUUUCAAGUACUUAGGAGUCACCAUCACAGCCAACUUCACCUGGUCAGAACAUAUAGAUCGCAUUUCCGCUAAAGUCAAUCAACGCCUAGGUCUACUUCGUAGGAUUAAUUAAACACCUCUCGCCUGCCAUUUAAUGCACGAAUUAUUUUUUAUAAGGGUCUCGUACUCCUAUGCAAUCUUUCAUCUUUGACUAUGCGGAUGUUAUAUGGGGAGACAAAAAUAAUACAGUGCUAAUGAACAAUCUUCCAUAACAUAGCCGCCAAGAUUGUUUUAGAUAGACCACUUUUUUCACCGGCAACAUGCAGACGCGUUAAAUACUUCGAUAAAGAUAAAACUCUCUAGUAGUAUUUCUACAUUUAGGAGAAACUUUUUCAGCAAUCUUUGAACUUCCCUUGUAUAAUUUUUAUAUAUCUUUCAUAGUUAUAUGUAGUACAUAUAUGCAUGUCUUUGUUUAUUUAGUUCAGGACCUUUCUGAAAAUCACUUCGUGAGAAAGCUUCCUGAAAAUAAAUAUUAAUUAAAAAAAAACAACAAAAAAACCCCCAACUUGAAUUGUAUUAUACUGAGUACAGUAUGUUUGUUUUCUUUUAAGGAUGACUUGACUCACAAGCUUUCCGAUAUAGUCAAAUGUAACAAUGGUCUUAAAAGAAAUGAACUGAAUGGUGCAGCCGCUCAUAUUAUUGCUGAAGAUACAAAGAUGUUACAGUAUCAUGUAUCAACGUUAUUUGAUAACGAAAUCCCUGGCUUACCAAAGGUAAAAUAGACUUACAAUCCACGUUGGAUACAUAUUUUUAAAAACUUCAUAUUCACUUAUCUUUGGUUUUGGGGAGUAAAAUGCAAACGGUUGGUACUUGUGUGAUACGAUCCCGAAAUCAUGACUUAUACAAUCCACGCUGGAUAAAUAUUUUUAAAAACUUCAUAAUUAUUCACUUACAGUAUCUUUGGUUUUUGGGAGUAAAAUGCAAACGGUUGGUACUUGUGUGUGAUAAUAGUACGAUCCCGAAAUCAUGACUUAUACAAUCCACGCUGGAUAAAUAUUUUUAAAAACUUCAUAUUCACUUAUCUUUGGUUUUGGGGAGUAAAAUGCAAACGGUUGGUACUUGUGUGAUACGAUCCCGAAAUCAUGACUUAUACAAUCCACGCUGGAUAAAUAUUUUUAAAAACUUCAUAAUUAUUUACUUCAGUAUCUUUGGUUUUUGGGAGUAAAUUGCAAACGGUUGGUACUUAUGUGAUAGUACGAUCCCGAAAUCAGGCAACCGAGCUGCAUGGCGUGACCUGCAAAAUAGAAUGUCAUCCAUAUAUUUAUAUUUAUGCAGCAUACAGCCAGUAUUUUCAUCGCAUGUGUUUAUCUUCUAUACACAGUACACACUAAAGCUACAUCGAUCGAUUGUGGAAACAUUAUUUGGUUCCGUUCACUUCAGACUGGGACGAAGUAAGAGCGUGACGAAUAUCGAAAUUUUUAAUCUUGUGCAAUCCAGUGAUCCACAAUCAAUAUUUUUAGUCUUGUCUGUAGCAUAUCUCCGGGCAGAAAAUAUUUGAUGUUUAUAUUCAUGUCGUUGUGACUUAAUCUUGUGUGAAUGGUACUUUAUAUCAAAUCCAGAUGCUCUCACUUUCCUAUUUUCCUGACACGUUUAUAUUCCGAAACUGACUUGUCUGUUAACUGCAAUUUAAUCAUAUCUGCAUGACAAUUAUCUGCAUAAAAUAUUUCAGGCAAUGCAAAAGUCAGGACGUCCUUUGAAAUCUAUCAAACAAAGAUUGAAAAGUAAAGAGGGUCGUAUUCGUGGCAAUCUCAUGGGAAAAAGAGUCGAUUUCUCCGCUCGUGCUGUAAUCACACCUGAUCCAAAUCUUUCUAUUGAUCAAGUCGGUGUUCCUAGAAUGAUUGCACAGAAUUUAACUUUUCCAGAAAUUGUAACCCCUUUUAAUAUUGAUAGGUGAGUCAUUACUUGGCGUGUAUAUACAAUGUAUUUUAUCGUAAUGUGUAUAUAAUUAUCCUUUACCAGCAGACAGUUUCGCAAAAUAUAAGAUCAGGUUUGACAAUGACUUUGAAUUUUGUUAUCUUGUUUAAAUACUAGCUGGAAUCUUGAGUUUACAAAAUGUUAAUAUUCGGAGUGUGUUUCAUCUUGUGUAAUAUAUUCAUAGUGUAUACAAAGCAUGCAGUGAAUUUAGAGAUUUUAUGCACUAACGCGGUAACGCCACUUCACAGUUAUUAUCUAUGUAUUUUAAUUGGGUUAAUGGGUAAUGCUUGUAAUGGCUGACGUUCAUAUCUCGCCAUUUUUCUUACAUGUUUAAUAUGUAACAUGCAAUGAAGAACAUUUUAAAAGCAUCUGUAAGGCGUUCUAACAGUUUCUCCCAAAUGUCUCGUUUCAUCCAGGUUAUUCAAUUUUCCUUUCCACAGAAUAUUUGCGUUCCAGAAUACUUGCGCUAUGCCGAACAUGGCAACUUUUCCACAAUAAUACAUGUGUGUGUUCAAAUUUACAGCAUGCAAGAACUGGUUCGUCGUGGCAGUUCUCAUUAUCCCGGAGCAAAAUAUAUCAUCCGUGAUAAUGGAGAUCGGAUUGAUUUACGUUUUCAUCCAAAACCCAGUGAUCUACAUCUACAAUACGGGUAUAAGGUAUGUUAACUAGUCACUGUACACUUCUUUUUUUAUUAAUUUCCAACUCAAGGCAUUCCCUAGCCUUUCAUUGUUUAUUUUGAAGUUGUUUAGGACUAAACUAAAAACACCUGUGGUUCCGGUUCCCGACCGACCCUAUUUUUUUCUGCCGACCCUAGUAUUUUUUCAACGCGAUUGACCGUGCGACCCUAUUUUCUCCGGGUGGUUGCGGGCUUCUGCCAAAAUGGCGUCUGUUGUCACACUAAUUAUUGAAAAAACCAUGAAAAAAAUAUUUAAAAAAAAAAGUUAUUUCCGACCUACCGACCCUAAUUUUUUCACGAUAUGAAACCGGAACCACAGGUAUUUUUUUUUACGCCAAGGCAUGUAAUCCCGUAUAAACCCUUCAGAGUAUAUACCAAUAGAUAAUUUUAAAAGAUGAAAGUUUUGUAAGGUAAUUUUUAAGGUGUUGAAUGAACAAUGGUGUAUAAUGUUUUAAAAAACGUCCAUACAGCAUAUACAUACUGUAUUGCAGUACAGUAUAUGCCCUGUCUCCACGAACAAAUCAUGAGAAAAGCUUACAACCGAACAUACAGCCCGGGGCUUGUAACGAUCGAUACGAAAGUGGUAAGGUUUUUGUUGUUGGCAACAAGAUGUGAUGUAACAGUUGUGUUACAGCUUGAUAUAGAAUAAGCUUCUCAUUUUCAGGUGGAACGUCACUUGAGAGACGAAGAUUUGAUCGUAUUUAAUCGUCAACCAACAUUACAUAAAAUGUCUAUGAUGGGACAUCGCGUUAAAGUCCUGCCUUGGUCCACGUUUCGUCUCAAUCUCAGGUGAGUCCUAUUUUUUCCUUGGUUCAAUUGGUUACUUCUAUACGUCAUUAUAGCAUCAUACACUGCAUCUAGUCAUUAUGUGAUUGUAGGGCGUGGAUGCAUCGUGGUUCGUCGUGGUUGUAGUAUUACCGUUGUUUUUGCUCGAUUUAUUUUGCACUAAAAUCUUACUGCUAGUCUGCUACCACAUUGGAAUCUUUUCCCACGAACACCUCUCUAAUACGGACACCUCUUUAAUACGGACAGCUAUAAAGGGCACCCUCAUAAAUAAAAAAUAAACUGACAUGUGCAUUCCCAGAAUGCAGGAAUUUGCCAUUCUUGAGAUCCUAGGUGACCUGGACACUAAACUAUGUUAGGUACUGAAGAAAUUCAAGAGUAUAGAAAUCAAUUUUCUAAAGAUACACAUGACGUUGGGGAAUCACUAGGGACUCAAAAUUAAAAUUUGCUCCUGGACCUCGACGUUUAUCAGCGGCCUUGUACAUUACCAUUGAUAGUUUCUAAUGAGGACACUUUGCUUUGUCCCUUUCGUGCCCUUAUAAAGGCUCGUGUGUAAUUAAAUAGUGUAACUUACAAAAAUGCCAAUUUCUUGCACAGUGUGACAACACCAUACAACGCUGAUUUUGAUGGCGAUGAAAUGAACCUUCACGUGCCACAAUCGCUUGAAGCACGUGCUGAAAUAUCAGAGUUAAUGAUGGUACCACGGCAAGUUAUCACACCACAGUCAAACAGGCCUGUCAUGGGGAUUGUACAAGAUUCACUCGCAGCUGUUCGAAAAUUUACAAAGAGGGAUGUAUUGAUGGAAAAGGUACAAGUUUCGUAAAAUGUACAUUUAAGCAACGUUUGGUGCAAAAUUGACAUAUCUAUUUCAGAAUAACUAAUGUGAAACUAUCAAUUCCUUAUGCAUGAUAAGUUUACGAAUCGUUGACUCGUACGUGUGGCAUACAUGUACGAACAUUUCGGUGUAACUUAGCAUAUUAACGAAGUACAGUAGCUAAGAUGUAACAAGUUUUGUUUUCAACUACUAAAAUAUUUGUUUUGAGCCAAAAAUGUUUGAUGACAGAAAUUCGCGGCAGAAAAGGGUCGCCUACCUAAACCUUUACUUCUGUGUAAUAUCAUGGUUGUCUCAAUUUCUUUUGUCUUUUCAGGUUAAUUUAAUAACUAAAUUACCUCAUUUCGAUUAAUUUAUACAAUCUAGCGGUCGUAUUAGAACUAAUACAACCUUCAAUGACAUCAUAGGAGGUAGUAUUAGCUUCUUCUCACCUGGCAUGCAAAUGUGAUCUACAUAUAAGGUCAAAACAACAUACACACGCGUUCAAAACCACAACAACUUUUAAUUCAAACACCUCAAAUAAUCUUACAUUAUUGUUUGUUAAUAUACACGUUUAAACUACCGAUAUUACAAUUGGAAAUAAACCCAUUCAAUAAACCCUUAAAUCGUUCUUCCAUCCUUCACGGCCAACUAUCCAGUCACGACUGAUAGGAGGAAAUUUCGACAACCAUGAUAUUGCAAAGUAAUAUGGUAGUGAGGUGUAUUAGCCGUUAAACCGCCCACUCGUUUCGGUUCAUUAAGUAAAUUCCUUCGGGCCUGCGGCCCUCAGGAAUUUACUUAAUGACCCUCAUCGAGCGGGUGGUUUAACGGCUAAUACACCUCACUACCAUGAUAUUACUUAUAAUAAUACGUUACGAAAUGUUCGCCACUGAAAGGGUUAAACAUUUAACUUUGAAGGAUGUCGUUAUGAAUUUGUUGAUGUGGUUGCCAAGCUGGAAUGGAAAGUUACCUGUGCCAGCCAUAUUAAAACCUAAACCAUUGUGGUCUGGCAAACAGAUCUUCUCAAUCUUAAUUCCUGGCAAUGUUAAUAUGAUCCGAGCUCAUAGUACUCAUCCUGAUGAUGAAGAUGAUGGUCCAUUCAAACACAUUUCACCUGGUGAUACCAAGGUAACAUUCUUAAUUAACUCAGUGUGAUGUAUUCAUCUAUCUGUCAUGACAUUUUUGGUGGAGGGGAAGAGGGUGAGGUGGGGGUGGGGAGGGGGGUUCGUCAAAAGUGCUAGCUCCUCGUACUGUGGGCGUUUCAGAUAUGAAUUUAAUCGUGUACAUCCGAAGCUAUAUAAACAGUAGUCCACAUUGAUGGUUUGGUUCCGAUUUCAUUUAUCCUGCAUAACCAGGUCUUCACCUUUGUUAAAUUGGGGAAAUCCAACCUGGAAUUUGGUGAGAUAUAGUCGUGCAUAGUGUGUCUGAACUACAUGAAAAAGAUGAAAAAUGUUUAACCACACACGUUUGAAGGUAGUUCAAACACAAACCAUGGCAGCUUAGUGUUAUAACACUGGACCCCUGUUGUUUUGAUAUGUACCUGUAUAUAAAGAACCUGUUUUUCGAAUUUCGUACUAGGUGUUGGUUGAAGAUGGUGAACUGCUAUCGGGAAUUAUUUGUAAGAAAAGUCUGGGAACGUCAUCCGGCAGUUUAGUUCAUAUCGUCGCGAUGGAACUAGGACAUGAGACUGCUAAGAACUUCUAUGGAGAGAUUCAGACUUGUGUUAAUAACUGGCUGUUGAUUGAAGGACACAGUAUUGGUAUUGGAGAUUGUAUUGCUGAUAACGAAACAUACGAAGUCAUCCAGAAAACAACGAAAAAGGCAAAGGUAUGGACUGAAUGAAGUGUUUUUGGUUACAUCUCGAAAUCAAACUGCAUCUAAUCCCAAACUAAACUCCUUCAAGGCCGGAUUUUGGUGGAAAUGCUGGGAGGAUUUUUCCGGACGGUACCCCCGUACGCUUGCGGCUUGGGCUGAGAACUUAGCCCCCUGAAGUCAACUACCUGACAUAUGCAUGUACUGUUCAUAGCUAUCAAUGUAUUUAUGAAUUAUGAUCGUACUACCCAUCCAAUUUCCUCCCUCGCUACAGCACUAGGUAGUUUCCUUCAAAGGGCAAUCAUUUCAUUAAAAGGGCAAUUAAAGGACAAUUUCAAUUUCUUAUAGAAGAAAUUUGUUACAAAGUGUAGAACCUAUAGGCAACGUAUAAAAAUUUAGUAACAAAAAUGAAAGUUAAUUGUUGAGUCAAAUUGUGACCAUUUGACCUUUUUCAAGGGGAGGUGCAUGAAUUUUCAGGGGAAGUGCAAAACGAUGUCAAAGAAGGUGUAAAACGAUCUCAGCGGAAGUGCGCUCCUCCUCACACAUCCCCUCAAAAUCCGGCCGUGAACCAUAUAUUGGACUGAAUAGAACUGGGACGCUACCUCCAACCGGAAAUUUGAAGCCAAACUUGAAGGCCAGUCCCAGUCUUUUCACGCAUGCGAAGAGCUCUCAAUAAGUCAAUCAUGAUAUAAACACGCGUGAUCUUAAUAAUAAUAUAAUAAUAAUAAAAUGGUUUAUUAACACAUUAUCGCACCAACAUGAUGAAUUACAACGUGUGUCACUUACCUCCAGACAUGUGUGUCUGGAGGUCAAAUUUGGCUUCAAGAAAAAGAUAGGCAGUUUAUCUGAAGGUAGCGUUCCAGUUAUAUUCAUUUCAAUGCCAUGAACUCCUUAAUAAUGUUGUCUCAAUGUCUCUUACACACAAGCAAUAACAGCCUCAACCUCGUUCCCAGGGUCUCUCCUUCUGUCAAAGAGAUCCUGGGUACGAGGUUGUAACAGCCUUACAAUGAAAAACAAUUUUUUUGUUUUUAUUAGGACGACGUUAUUCAGGUUAUCGAAAAGGCUCACAAUGAUGAGCUUGAACCAACUCCUGGUAAUACUUUGAGACAGACGUUUGAAAACCAGGUAAGGAAACAUAAACAGCGGGGAACAUCGUUCGAGGUAUUUAGUGCGUAAUCAAUUGUUUUAUUUUAUUAGGUUAAUCGCAUCCUAAAUGACUGUCGUGACAAAACAGGUAGCAGCGCUCAAAAAAGUUUGUCAGAGUUCAAUAAUUUCAAAGCUAUGGUGGUAGCUGGUUCUAAAGGAUCAAAGAUUAAUAUCUCACAGGUGAGAAGUAUUUGGCGUAUUGUGAGGGAUUAUCUAAACAACUAAACUCCUGGUCAGAUUCCUUUUUCGUAUUUGUUUUAACUGACAGUAUAUAUUUUGUAAAGAAUUGAGCAGAAAGGAAACAUUCUUGGAACAUCACAAAUGUUCACGUUAACUAAUAUAUGCUAUAUGCUAUUUAUUAAUGUUCUUGAUUUGUAAAUCCUAGGUAAUUGCUGUGGUAGGACAACAGAACGUUGAAGGAAAACGAAUCCCAUUUGGUUUUAAUCAUCGUACAUUACCUCACUUUAUCAAAGAUGAUUAUGGUCCUGAGAGUAGAGGCUUUGUUGAGAAUUCAUAUCUUGCUGGUUUAACGCCCACCGAGUUUUUCUUUCACGCUAUGGGUGGUCGUGAAGGUCUUAUUGAUACCGCUGUGAAAACUAGUGAAACUGGUUAGUAUGCCUCAAUCAGUUACCGCAGUGUAUAUAAUUUAAGGAGAAGCAACUUAAAUUACGAUGUCGAAUUUAUUGCCUUCUGUUUUCUUGCUCCUGUGCUUUAUCAUAUUGAGGACAGUUGUUACUGCUGCGUCCUCAGAUUCUUGAAGUGGAAUCAAGGGAGAUGUGGUUAGUUACAAUAGGCAGCCCAGCAUGCAUAGCAGCAUGGCUAUUUGUAAGCAUCCCGUGAUACCUUGCGGCGCAACUCAGUUUACUCAACCACAAAUCUAGACUGAAGAAGAGGUGUUUCAAACCGUAUAAAAAGUUUCGUGAAGCAUUUUAUAAUUUUUUUCGUUUUGUCUUACCAGGUUACAUUCAACGUCGUUUGAUCAAAGCUAUGGAAAGUGUGAUGGUAGCUUACGAUGGAACGAUACGUAAUUCUGUCAAUCAAGUUAUUCAGUUAAGAUAUGGUGAAGAUGGUAUGGACGCAACACACAUCGAGUUUCAAACUAUGCCUUCGUUAAAACCAAAUAGUGCAGCUUUUGAAAGAAAGUUUCAUUUUGAAUCCGGAAUUGAGAGGUAACUAGAGGGCACAUAAAUUACAGUAUAUGCACUAAUUACGCAUUCAGUUUUUUUUCAGUCCGGGAAAGCAAGGCAAACGUUUAAAUUUAUCUUCUAGUUUUCAUCCUCAUUGAACCAAAAUUUAAUCGAUUUGUCCUUGGUCUACGGCUACUAGCUCCACAAAUUGUCUAAUUAAACUGUUUGAUAGUUGUUGAGUUAUCCUGUUGACGCACACGGGAAAUUAUAAGCUUAUGCCGGAGGUUAAAAUGUACAACUUCUAAACCUCCUCAUGGAGGUAAAGAAAAAUAGGUUUAGUAACUUACUAAUUAUGAAAUGUGGUGUGAGAGCUUUAUGAGCCAAUUUUUACUGCACUGUGCAACGUAAUUUUGAACACACGUGCAUGUUGUUUAAAAAGUACAGUAUUCACGUAGAAAUUGUGGGAUAUUAGAGAGUUUAAGCUUCGCGUUAUACGGCAAACGGCAAACGCCAGGCAAAGAAAUAUUUUACGGUAUCAGGCAAUAAAGAGUAAAUGAACUUGCUGUUUUAAAACUGCAAUGCAUGAUUAUUCUUUCGACACAAGAAAGAAAAUAUGAAACGAAAUAACGGAAGUUUUGCGAAGAAAGUUCGAAUCUGCCGUUCCCGGAAACGUGAAGCUUAAACUCCCUAAUACAUUUCGUUAUUCAGAUCCCAGAAUGACGUUACGUUAAAACAACGUUUGUGUACGACGUUUUAUAAUGUUUUAAUACAAGAGUAAGGAUUAUAUCCAUCAGAAAUGACGUUGCUACUUGAAUAUAGAUUUUUUAUGCCAAACACAAGAUAUCAAAAAUUCAAGCUGACAGUAAAUUGCACAAUCUGUUAUGCGUCUUGUGUCAAUUAAGCAUGAGAUUUAUAUACAUAUUGUGUAAUUCGUAAUUUAUUUUCAGAUAAGUUCAUGCAGGAAUUAUUAAUAAAGCAGUCUUAUUAAACUAUUUUUUGUUUUCUGGUGUAAAGGAGAAUGAAGCGUUUUCUUCAAGAUGAAAUUGUUCGAGAUAUUGUGGGUAGUGCAGCGGCUCAUCAAGAACUGGAAGCUGAAUAUUCUCAACUAGAGAAAGAUCGAGAUGUAUUGAGGUCUAUAUUCCCUUCUGGUAACAGCAAGGUAAUUUUUCAAUCGAUAGAUAUUAAUGUACAUUCCCCCAUUUGCUUCGAAAAUAGCGGCCUGCCAAAAGGCAGGCCAUAUUUCCGAAAUGGCGGCAGGCGGGAAAAAGAUUGACCUGCCAAGUCAAAAAUAAAAUGGCAGGAGAAAUUCUACAAAACAAAAUUGGCGUCCAAUGGUUGAGGACAUAAUCGAUUUGCAGUUUGCCAUUUUCGGUUAGCUGUUUGCCGUAACGUUGGAUAAUCUCUUUUCGAUAUCUUUUGUUUUUGUAGGUCGCACUUCCUGUCAAUCUAAGUCGUCUGAUCUGGAACGCCCAGAAAACAUUUCAUAUUAACAAGCGGAUACCUAGUGAUCUACACCCUGUCAAAAUUGUUCAAGGUAUGAAAUAGUUUCUUUUUCUUCUUCUUUUUCUUAAACAGCCCUCUCCCAACAAAAAAUAGGGUCGUAUAAUAGAUAAGCAAACAACCCAACCAAUUCCACAACCAUAAAAGCAUUAGGGUCCACAGAAGAAAGGAGGGCCGUUUUUUGUCAGAAUUUUUUGUUCUGCCUAUAUAAUAAUACCUCCCCACAGUCGCUUACUUAAAAAAUGAUUCUGAAAGCCGUGUUUAGACGAGCAAAUGCCUAGGCAAAUAAACGAAACGCAUUAUUAUGUUCAAGAAAAGCAAAAUAUAAUCGCAUACUACGUGUGACUUUGUUAGAACAGUGACGUUUGUAAACAUUAUUACUUCCAAUAUCAUAAAAAUUUCAACCCAUCAAAAGAUCUUUGAACAGAAGGGGACAACUUUUGUUAAAUGUUAUGGAUAUUCGAAAGAUAAUGUUUUAAAUUUUUUAUACUGUAGAUGUUCGGAAACUAAGUGAAAGACUAGUGGUGGUUAAAGGCGAUGAUCCAAUAAGUAAACAAGCUCAAACCAAUGCAACGUUAUUGUUCAACGUAUUAUUGAGAUCAACAUUAUGCUCUAAGAGAGUAUUGGAAGAAUUUCAUUUGUCUUCUGAGGCUUUUGAUUGGAUUGUCGGAGAGAUUGAAACCAGGUUCAACUUGGCACAGGUGCGUAUGAAAAGUAAGCAUGAAAAUUGUGAGGAAGCAGUUGGCUGUGCGUUUGGUAAAUGGAAAGUGCAUGUGUGCAAGUUUCUAAUGCUCGUGUAGAAGUCACCCCAUAAUCUCAAAGUAACCAAGCAUUUUGGACGAAACUUCUCUUGUUUAAUUGCACUUUAAUCUAAAUCGUAUGGAUUUGUACCUAAAAUCUUACAAUAUCUUCGUAACCGUUGCUUCCGCAAAAAAAUUCGUGGAAGACUGGCUUUUUUGGUAGGAUGACAUAACCCGGAAAGCAAGAGAAAGUUUAACGCCUGUAUUCUAAAAGCACACUCAAAGAGUGGAGGUUCAAUCUGAGCUUCCCUUGAGUGUCAGUGCUGUUUUUGAAUAGCUGGAGGGUUAGCAGAGGAGGGUUAGUCUCGUACCUCACUAUGUGACUACUCUAGCUAUUCCAAAACAGCAUUGACACUCAAGGGAAGCUCAGAUUGAACCUCCACUCUUUGCGUGUGAGUGUGCAUGAGCGAGCUUUAGAAUACAGGCGUAAGUCUCGUAUCCAAUGUAAUGAUACCAAAUUCAACCGAAAUUUUAUCAAUUUGUCCGCGCCCACAACCAUAAGCUCCAGUGUUCAUGUAUACUUUCUUGACAUUCUUAAAUUAUCAUAUUGGUUAACAAGCAGAGAGAAAACAUAAGCUUCUGGCGGACUUAACAAUCGCAAUGAAAUGACAAAGUAGUUGUUUUAUCAUUUAAGGUUCAACCAGGUGAGAUGGUUGGUCCACUUGCCGCUCAGUCUCUUGGAGAACCUGCCACUCAGAUGACGUUGAAUACUUUCCAUUAUGCUGGUGUUUCUGCCAAGAAUGUAACAUUGGGUGUACCGAGGUUGAAGGAAAUCAUGAACGUAUCAAAAAAACCAAAGACACCCUCACUGACUGUGUUUCUCGUCGGAAAACCUGCUAGAGAUGCCGAAAAAGCAAAGGUAAUGUGUAUAUGUGUUAUCGAUGCCGACGUUUGUGGUAUCUGUCGAAGCUGAAACCUGAGGCGUAUAACACGAUUCAUUAAUUGUUUUAUUAUUUAUUCAAAAGAUUUAAAAGACAUCCGCCCCUGUGAGUUCUCCUCUUCAAAAUAGUGACGAGUUCUUUCGAUUUGCAGGAAGUAUUUAGAGCAGUUUCGGUUUUCAUUUAGAUCGUAUUUCCGUCUUACAUCAAUAGCAUUACGUCUUCGUGCGAUAGUAAUUUUUCAUAUCACAAUCCAUAAUAUCACGUCAUUGACGUCAAACUCCAUAUCUGGUCAGCCAUUGAGUUGAUAUGACGAUUUUACCGUUGGCUGUUAGCCAAUCAGAAAUCAUGAAUUCUCUAAAAUAAAUAAUAGUGUGUGCAAUGGUAUAUUUUAUUUUUACUUAAAGAGUUUCAACACAGGUACGAAUGUGAAAAGUUUGAACUUGCAUCGUUCAAAUCAUGUGUACCAUUGAUGUAUUUUACAGGAUGUGCUGUGUCGACUGGAGCAUACAACAUUGCGAAAGGUAACAGCCAACACAGCUAUAUAUUACGAUCCUGAUCCUCAAAAUACCGUAAUAACUGAAGAUCAAGACUUUGUCAAUGUCUACUAUGAAAUGCCUGACUUUGACGUCACGCGAAUAUCGCCUUGGUUGUUGCGUAUUGAACUUGACAGGAAACGAAUGACAGACAAGAAGCUGACUAUGGAACAAAUAUCUGAAAAGAUUAACAUGGCUUUUGGUGAUGAUCUGAAUUGUAUAUUUAACGACGAUAAUGCAGAGAAAUUAGUGCUUCGUAUCAGGAUCAUGAAUAAUGAUGACAAUAAGUUUCAGGAGGUAAGUUAUAUUUCGAUGUUCAUGGAAUUUAAAGAAAUUUUGAAUGUGUCCUGUACAACGGAAAGGACGAGAUAAAAAAAAACGUAGGAAGGAAUUUGUGUCCCGCGAUGGGACCCGUGUUUCCUUUGUAGGAACUUUGAUGCAACUAUUUCGUCUGUUUGGUUAGUUUUAUAACCACUUUCGGUUCGAUUUCACACUUAACAAUCACAAACUGUGAUUGGGCCAUUGCACGACCUCGAAUUCCAAAUGAUUCUUUAAUGUACAUGAAGAUAUCUAAUAUUGGUUUUAGGAAGAAGAACAGUUGGAUAAGAUGGAUGACGAUGUUUUCUUACGUUGUAUUGAGUCUAAUAUGUUGACAGAUAUGACACUCCAAGGAAUUGAAGCAAUCUCUAAAGUGUAUAUGCAUUUGCCACAGCAAGAUACUAAGAAGAGAAUUGUAAUUACUGAACAAGGAGACUUUAAAGCAAUACCAGAGUGGCUGCUGGAAACGGAUGGUGUUAGUUUAAUGAGGGUAAGUAUUUCAUGACUGAUUAAGAACAUUGGAAUUAUACUUUCCCAAAUUUGCCAUGAGAUACGGCAUGCUAAUUGUAGUGAUGAUUUCUUUUUCUUUUGCAGGUUUUAAGUGAUCAAGAUGUAGAUCCAAUCAGGACGACUUCAAAUGAUAUCUGUGAAAUAUUUUCUGUAAGUAUAUUUUUAAUUCACCAAAUAACAAAUAGAAGAUUGAUUUCAACCUCGAUAGAACAGUUUCAUAUACGGUAACAAAUUACAGGGGCUAUUUAUAUGACGCCAGAACGGGAAUGAUUUUGAUGUAUUGAAAAAGUCACCACACACUUGGUUAUACAAAAACGUUAACGAUGUUUAAAGGGCCUGAAAUUAUGUGGAUAUGUAAACACUACUUCCCCUUUACAGUUAUAUUCUGUCAUCUGAACUAUACGACAAAUUGAAAAAAUAGAAGAUGCGUAGCCAGGUUGAAACAUUAUUUAUUGAGCGUUCUCUGACUUAAUAUUUAUUUCUACGAGCUUUCGGCUAUCAGUCUAUAGCCUUCGACGGUGUUUUUUUUUGUAUACACCCGUCGAAGGCUAUAGACUGAUAGCCGAAAGCUCGUAGAAAUAAAUAUUAAGUCAGAGAACGCUCAAUAAAUAAUAUACGACAAAUAUUGAAUUUUGAAUGAUUAAUUAAUUAUAUGUGAAAUAUUUCCGUACAUCAUCUAGCCUGCGUAGCAGCCGGUUACAUCAUCCCGCCAUAUCUCAUCCCAACCAUGUAAACGGGACCUAUAACGGUUUAAGACUUUCUUCUAUUCAACAAAUAGUUUCCAUGUAGAAAUCAUGUUUUAAUCAAUAUCAAACAUAUCUUUGUUCUUCUAGGUACUUGGUAUCGAAGCUGUACGUAAAGCAGUUGAACGUGAAAUGAACCACGUCAUCUCAUUUGAUGGCUCCUACGUGAACUACCGUCACUUAGCCUUGCUAUGUGACGUCAUGACUAGUAAAGGACAUUUAAUGGCCAUCACUCGGCAUGGAAUAAACAGACAGGAUUGUGGGGCCCUCAUGAGAUGUUCGUUUGAAGAAACUGUAAGUAUUGUCUGUAUUCAAUUGAACCUUCCCCAAAUGUUUGAGUGCCCAUGAGAGAAUGGAAUUAGAGUGAGGUUUAAGCUGGCAAUGAAAACGUUUCAUUUUACUAAGAUCUUAAUGUCAGCCUCAACUUCAUGCUUCAAUAUAUUGUUUCACUCAAAUACAUUUGAGACGUCUAUGUUGUGGAUCUGAUUGCUUCGCAUGAUGCAGUACGAGAGCAUCUACAGUAUCGCCAGGUAUGAAUGAUCAUUCCAACAUGCAAUCAUAUUUGCAUAAAGAGAUUCGAAUAAAAAUCGUAAAUGAAUUGGUUUUUACGUUGUAAGUUAAGGAUGAAAAUAAUGUGCAUGUAACCACACCUUUCAUACUACAUUUGAGUGGACUAGAAACAUAGCUGUUUAAUAGUGGAACUUUUUACGUACUAAAAAUUUGACACUGAUUCGGUUAUCUCGAAGCCCCGCUAUCUCCCAAGUUUUUGUUGUUUUCCUUGGCUGUUCUAGAUAGCGGGAUUCUGCUGUCAUUUAAUUAAUAUUAAAGGGGAAGUCAAGUCCGUUCUGCGCAUCGGUUCUGCUCAUAACAAUGUGAGGACCUCUAAUGUGAACAUUGCCCAAAUUUCGAAUGUUUCGAAUUUUUCUGAACAUAAACUCUAUUUCAUAUUCAUUUAGAAGCAUAGCGAACCAAAAUGGUAUCAGAUAUUCAGACAGUACAUCAUAUUUUAAAAAAUACAGCAGUUCAAAAUGUAAACAAACCGUUUGUUUACAUUACGGACUUGACUUCCCCUUUAAUUAAUAUUAAUUAAUAUUUAUAAUAUAGCAUUUGUAAAUUCUGAACGCUGAUUGGUUAAGAGCCGUGUUGAUAUAACUCAAUGUCAACACGGAAAUUCCCACUCGUGUUGAUAUAACUGUAUAUCAACACGGAAAAUGUUUUAUAUUUGUUAAAUGUCAACAUACUAGGUCGACGUAUUGAUGGAAGCAGCUUCCCAUGGCGAAGUUGAUCAUUUACUGGGAGUCAGUGAAAGUAUCAUUAUGGGCCAACUUCCAAGGAUUGGUACUGGAUGUUUUGAUCUUAUGUUGGAUGCUGAGAAAUGUAAAUAUGGCAUGGAAAUACCAACUCACAUGGUCGCCAGUGGCUUGUUUGGAAGUGGACCAAUGGCUGGUAAGUUUGCGAGCACAUAAUUUCGUGUUUUGUAUAAACCUUUUACGAACGUUUGACUACACCAAAAGUUGGACUAAAUUAUCGUUCGAAAGAGAUCAACUGCAUUCUUGAAAACUGCCACUUCAUCACAUUUCUGCAGCUUCUGCGCUUGCAAAUUAUUGAGGGUUUAAAAUAAGUUACCGUUGGUACGUAACUUGUAACUACAAUCGUUACAUUUAUUUAUUUAUUUAUUUGUACGUAUAUUUCUCCCUUUGUUAGCAUCUGGAAUGUUCUUUGGCUCAGCAAGUUCUCCUACGUCUGCUAUGUCACCUCAAAUGACACCGUGGAACCAAGGAGCAACUCCAAGUUAUCAAGAUGCUUUUAGUCCAGGCAUGGGUAGUGGUAUGACUCCUGGAGCUGCUGGAUUUUCGCCAGCAGGUUCAGAUGCCAGUGGAUUUAGUCCUGGUGGAGGGUUUAGUCCUGGUGGUUGGAGUCCAAAUCCUGCCUCACCUGGUUCACCUAUUGGAGCUGAGAGUCCAUAUAUUCCCAGUCCAGCUCACGGUGCUGCAAGUCCAAGUUAUUCACCAGCUAGUCCAGCAUUCAUGCCAAGUUCACCAUCUAUGUCACCUACCAGUCCAUCUUACUCACCAACCUCACCUGGUUAUUCCCCCACAUCUCCUAAUGCUGGAGGCUUCACCCCUGCAAGUCCUAGCUACUCUCCAACUUCACCGUCCUACUCUCCAACUUCACCCUCCUAUUCACCUACUUCACCAUCAUAUUCCCCCACGUCACCUUCAUAUUCUCCUACAUCUCCAUCAUAUAGCCCUACAUCACCCUCCUAUUCGCCCACCUCUCCAUCAUACUCUCCCACAUCACCUUCAUACUCGCCAACUUCACCCUCUUAUUCUCCAACCUCCCCGUCCUACUCCCCUACAUCUCCCUCGUACAGUCCUACAUCUCCGUCGUAUAGUCCCACAUCACCAUCUUACAGUCCAACCUCCCCCUCCUAUUCACCCACCUCUCCAUCGUAUUCUCCCACCUCUCCCUCGUAUUCUCCAACAUCUCCGUCGUAUAGUCCUACAUCACCUUCCUACUCACCAACAUCACCAAACUACAGUCCUUCAUCUCCAUCAUAUUCUCCAUCUUCACCCUCCUAUUCCCCCUCUUCCCCAAGUUACACCCCCGAGUCAAACAGGAACUAUUCACCAUCAUCGCCAUCAUAUUCACCAAGUUCUCCCAAAUACUCGCCUUCCUCUCCCAGUUAUUCUCCCACCUCGCCAAGUUACUCCCCAACUUCUCCAAAAUACAGUCCGACGUCUCCAACAUACUCGCCCACCUCCCCGUCGUAUUCACCAACCUCUCCGAAGUAUUCUCCAACUUCACCUACAUAUUCUCCAACAUCUCCCACUUACUCGCCAACAUCACCAAAUUAUUCUCCUUCACCACAAUAUUCCCCAGCAUCACCUCAAUAUUCACCCACCUCGCCCCAAUAUUCCCCAACCUCCCCCCAGUACUCCCCAUCUUCUCCUCAGUAUUCACCAAGUUCUCCUCAAUAUUCCCCGAAUUCUCCAACAUCUCCCCAUUACUCUCCAAGUUCACCUCAGUAUUCCCCAUCAUCUCCAAAUUAUUCUCCCACCUCUCCACAAUAUUCUCCGGGCGAUGACUAUAGCCCAGUUGCACCCAGAUAUUCUCCUUCAUCUCCAACAUAUAGUCCUUCAACACCAGGUGGUGCCUCAAACGUCUCCCCACAGUACUCCCCCUCGUCACCACAGUAUUCUCCAUCAUCUCCAAGCUACACACCUGCUACACCAGGGUACUCCCCAGCGUCCGCUUAUUCUCCGUCUAGUCCUGUGUAUUCACCUGAUGCCGGUGAAGAUCAGAAGAAGAAAAAGAAGUGAUGUCUUGUCAAGUUACGAGCAUACUUUGUGAUAUAAGAGUACAACCACUAUACAUAGUAUUGCAUGUUUAGUAUAAUCGAUAUAUAUUGUUUAGUGUAGAUGUCCUUGGUCAAGGACGUUGGUAAAUCACCUUCCACAGCUUUAUGAACGUUGUCACCUAAUUCAUUUACAGAAUAUAUAUAUAUAUAUA